CUGUCAUUAGGAAGCAAAUAUUGUUGGGUUUCGCGAGAAGAAGUCAGAGUUGACCUCGGCGCCAAUUUGCAUGCAGAAACUUCCGUCUCCUUCCUUCAAAAUAUUGAUGGUCUCCUGCCAUCGUUCGAAGGAGGUUGGCUGAGCACGAUGCUACAAUGGUGUGUGGAUGAAAUGCACCGUAAGCUGCGUCAUGAUGCAUGCAACCCUUGCAAAGCUGAAUCCCAGCUGAGGUUAGCUCAGAGCGGCAUCCUAAGUAAGCAAGGCUGCGAGAAAUUUAGCUAUCGCAAAAUCCGUCAGCACCAAAACUAUUGAGCUUCAAUUGUGACUGACCGCCGCAAUGGAUUGGUCUCCGAGCCUUGCGUAGCGGAAGCCAUUGGGCACACCAACGGACGGCUUCCAACACCAGAGCACUUCAUGCUCGGGAACUCUCCCUGGCUGCCAAAGCCAUGGCGAACAAGCCUAAGCAGAUUCGUUUCGAAGAAGAUGGGUUCGAGGAUUGGUCAGACUCACCAAGCUCGCCUUCCCGUUCACCAACGCCCAGUGUCAGCUCCUUUCAACGCGACUCUCGCCCAAAACGCGGCACGACGCGCAUUCCUUCACGUAUUGUGUCCAAGCGCGCAUUGAUACAUCUUGGGUACUCCUUUGCCGAAGAUGGGGACACAAUUGUGGUUCAGCUGGCACUCGGACAGGACCACAUUGAGGAACUUCUCGAACUGAGUAAAAGAAUUCGAAGUUCAGACCAAGGGGCUUCUGAAUUCGGCGAAAGCGAUGAGGCGGGCCCCCGAGAUGAAGAUCAAGGCUUUGACUGGAUCAACGUCAACGCACCUGAUACGGAGACGCCGCAGCUAGAGACGGGAGAAUUCGAGGACUUCUCUGCACUCGAGGACAGGGAGUCGACACUAGAUGACACGGAUUGGGAUUGGGACGAUCUUGAAGGUCCAGUGAUCUACUCAGGGGUUCUAAACCUGAACAGCACAAAAUCAUCCAUGGAUAAUGACAUGAACUCUACUGCCGGCAAGCUUCUGGCUUGGAAUCAAGAAAAGUCGGAUCUCAUCAAUGGAGCUAAGACGGAACUCAGUACAGUGCAUGCAGCAGAGUUCUACAUGGAUCGAGCCGGCAACCAAAAGAUCACUCUUGCCUGCCCGGAAGACUAUGAGUUUGGGGCUACAGACGAUUCCCUUGUUCGGUUACGAUGGCUGUGAGAAUAACCCGAAUCAUGAGGCAAAUGUCGAAUCUGACAAAAGAUACUUUAGACACGUACAGUCCGAGUCCUUGA
Messenger RNA from Colletotrichum acutatum, 1276 nucleotides. RefSeq lists its product as uncharacterized. The record is from RefSeq and is a predicted model, not a curated record. The transcript has a single exon. The coding region runs from base 447 to 1202 and encodes 251 amino acids. Lineage: Eukaryota; Fungi; Ascomycota; Sordariomycetes; Glomerellales; Glomerellaceae.